Messenger RNA from Meira miltonrushii, 1029 nucleotides. RefSeq lists its product as uncharacterized. The transcript has 7 exons. Lineage: Eukaryota; Fungi; Basidiomycota; Exobasidiomycetes; Exobasidiales; Brachybasidiaceae. The record is from RefSeq and is a predicted model, not a curated record. The coding region runs from base 1 to 1029 and encodes 342 amino acids.
AUGCUCUUCUUCAAGACUGCCAUUAUCUUCGCUUGGCCUUUAAUCAGUACUUCUGGCUUGCUUGCACAAAGUGGAAACAGCCAAUCAGGCUUCCCAGAGGACGGACCUCUAAUUUUACCGUACAAGACUCCUUCUUGUGGAUAUGACAACCCAGAUGAUGUGUGCACCCUUCCAUGUUAUGAAGAUUUCAGAUGCCAGAACUUAGACUUCAAUGUGUCGGUCUUCAGUUGUGCAUGUCCUGCGCAGUACUGUCCCGAUGGAAAAAUUUAUGGACCCCCAAAGUACAAUUCAGGUACACCACUGACUGAUGAACAAUUAGAGAAUACACCACAUGUCCAGGCUGCUUGCAACGGAUACGUUCCUACGGAAAUUGCCCCGUAUCACAAACAAAUUGCACAAAGCGGUAAAAAUCAGCCACACGACUUAGAGGAAGAAGAGGUGAAGAUUUUACCAUAUCAAGUUCCAUUUUGCGGCGAUAUUGAUCCGGAAUCGGUUUGCAGUAUUGAAUGUUAUGAGGAUUCCAACUCAAAUGUUGAGCAGAGCGAAGGUAUGAACAAAAGUCUCUCAUGCACCAAAUCCAAGAGACACAAGGAGCAUUCAUCCAAGAAGCAUAAGCCGAAACCUCAACCGCUUCCCUAUAACGAUGGGCAAAUCAAGAAGCACAAAACGAAACUUCAAGCACUUCCCUUUAAUGAUGGACAAAAUAUCUUACCGUACCAAACGCCACAAAUCUUACCGUACCAAACACCUGAUUGUGGACAGGUUCGAAAUCAACCCGAAUUUGAAUGCAAGUUCGUUUGUCCAUACGAUCCUCAAUGUCAAAUUCUUGGCUGGAACAGAACGAAGCUGCCUUUCACACCUCCCACACAAGUCACACCUCCCACACAAGUCACACCUCCCACACAAGUCACACCUCCCACACAAAUCACACCUUCUCCACCCACUGAAGAGACACCUCCCCUCCAGGGCUCCUUCUAUCCUCUGACAGAACUUCUUGACCAAGGUUCAAGCGGCGCUACAGUACAAUGA